This is a messenger RNA of Chanos chanos (milkfish), 1119 nucleotides long. RefSeq names its product leucine rich repeat containing 75Ba (gene lrrc75ba). Lineage: Eukaryota; Metazoa; Chordata; Actinopteri; Gonorynchiformes; Chanidae. The record is from RefSeq and is a predicted model, not a curated record. The transcript has 5 exons. The coding region runs from base 1 to 1119 and encodes 372 amino acids.
AUGGGUUCCAGGCUCAGCCGUCAAAGCAGUCUGGACAACGACAAUUUCUCGAGAAGGCGACGGAAGCACCUCGACAGCACCGGGGAGAGUGACCGGAGUGGGAGUCGUGGUAGCGGGGACUUCUUGUUUACAUCCCUAAUGCUGAAAUCGGACAAACUCCCGGGGAUGCUACGGAGGACGAACCCCAGCCCAUACGUUAGAAGAGUCGCGUGGAUCCGUGAGAUUCAAAAGCUUAUCCGCGAACGGAAAACCGAGGAAGCCACAGACGUGCUCAAACUGUUGAGAAAGGACCUGGGCCUGGAGGGCACUUCUCUGAAUGAUAUUCUCUAUAAGAAUGCUGCGUUCCUCAACCUGGUGGAUCCGAUUUCUCACGAGCUUCUGCUAAGCCUAGCUCGAGACAUGCAGUGCCCCAAGAAGGACGCAGAAACGAUGAAGUCAUCUGAUAAGAUCUGCAGACAGCUCAUUUAUCACCUGACCCCUCACUCCAAAUGGCUUCGACAGAGUAUGAACCGCAGGAAAUCACAGGCCUGUCUCAAAACAACCCUCCAGAAGAAACUUUGUAGUGACUCUGUGGACCUUUCCGGAAUCCCGUUGUCGACGCGUGACGUGCGGCACGUGGCGUAUUACCUUCAGACCAGCGGUGCCGUCGUGGCGGCCGUUGACCUGAGCUUUACCGAGCUGCGGGACGAAGACCUGCGUUUACUGCUCCCCGUGUUGGGUGCGCUACCCAAGCUAACCACGCUAGCGCUCAACGGGAACCGCCUGACUGUGGCCAUCCUUAAAGACCUGUCUGAGUCUCUGAAAAACCCCAAAACCUUCUCCUACCUGGCCUGGAUCGACCUGGGCAACAACGUGGACAUCUUCACAAUGCCACAGCCCCUCCUGGUGGCACUGAGGCGUCGGUGCAGCCUGAGGAGCAGUCUGCCCACUAUCUACGAGUAUACUGAGGGCCAACCCUACUGCUACCGCAUGGAGAGCUCCAUCGAGGAGCCCAGCCACUACGAGGAGGAGGAAGAGGAAGAAGAGGAAGAGUUAGAGGACAAACUGGAGCUGGGGCCAUGGGGUAUUGGGGAAAGGAAAGAGUCAGGAAGUUUUACCCUACAUUACUGUGAGAGGUGA